AUAUAGAUUUAUACAUCUGGGGUCCAUUGUCUAUAUAAUGUCAUUAAUUUUGACAGGGAAAAUAUUUCAAUGUUCAUGGUAUUCGUAUUCACGGAGGCAUAGAUAGAAUAUUUUGAAUUUAUUUUGAGCGAAACCUGUUAUAAAACUAGAUAUUUUAACAACUGUAUGUAUAUCAUGUUAUGAUUUCUUAACAAUGUCGUGUCAAGUGGAACAAAUAGCUGACUGUGGCGAUAUAUCAACAUUAGGGAGAGCUUUGUUUAUAAAGGAAAAAGAAGACUCUAAUUGGUUAACACAAUGCGCCAUAUCCAUGUCUUCUUGCAGCAGUUUAUUAGCAGUUGGAUAUCAAAAUCGCCUUUGUUUACUUACUAAUCAGUGGAUUAGCCAAACGAAUAGCAAUACUUUUUUGAUUUCCUGGAGUGGAACUUUACCUUCCGAUAUUACAGCACUUCUAGCAUUACCUAUUUGUCCUUCACAACAAUCUUCCCAGAAUGGUCCUGAUUGGUUUUGUAUUAUUGUGGGGUUCAAAAAUGGCAGUGUUGGAUUCUAUACAAAUACUGGACACUUGAUGUUGCUAGAAAAAUUUGAUGAAAAGCCUGUAUUAAAGAUAUCUUGCCACACUGGUACCUAUGGCACUUUACCUGAUGAUAUACAUAUUCUGUUUCAAAGCUCAGAAUGUAUCAUCUCUGCUUCAAGCUUGUAUCAAACACUUAGGAAUGCCAAAGCUCAUCUAGCCAAAGUUCAUGCUGGAAUCAAAGAUGACUACACGGUGGACAGUCGCAGUCUUGGCAUACGCAAGUGGAUGUUCUCUGAUCAAGAAGUUAUGAAUGAUGCUGCGGUUGUAGGAUUAGAUCUCAAAAAUACUUAUGAUCAUCUGCUAGCUGCAUCUACCUAUGGGGGCUACGAUAUUUGGUAUCGAUCUGUCCCGCCAGUCAACACUUUAAUUCUUGCAGCAGGUGCACAGCCUUACAUUGGUUUUCACUAUGCUCUAGAAGGUGGUACAAUUCCGCCUCUUCAAGACGUUGCUAGAGUGGUUGCAAAUAAAAUCAAAUCAGCUCUUCCGGGCUGGCUUGGAGGUAACUCUACCGAAAACAUAGCGGCCGGCAAUGAACCAUUAAUUCGUUCCGAGGUUUUGUCUAAACGUAACGGCCUGUACGACGGACAACGCCAAGGCAACGUAGUGGCCAUCUCACCAGAUCGCCGGCUCGCUGCAAUCGCUGACAGUUUCGGACGAGUUGCAGUCUUAGAUGUUACGCGAGGUCAUUUAAUAAGACUAUUUAAAGGCUACAGAGAUGCACAAUGUGCUUUUGUUCAAAUAUUCGACAUGAAUGAUAAAAAGCCACAACUAUCGGUUGUUAAAGAUUUACGAAGGGCUAUAUUUUUGAUCAUAUAUAGUCCUAAAAAAGGUCUCAUAGAUAUAAGAUUAAUGCAGAAGGGCGACCGAGUAGCAACAUUUACCGCCACAAAAAACGGGAAGCUCCUGUACAACACAUGUGGCCUUGUCGGUGCCGAGAAAAAAUAUUCGCAUAAAAAACUUAACUUGCCAGAAGUACAAUGUGUUUUAAUAGAUCCUGACGGUAAAAUAAAAAAGUUCAACAUUCCAUUUUUCUUUGCUCUGGAUGGUGAACAUUCCCUUAGAUCCAAAGAUUUAUAUAUGUUAAAAGAACUACGUGAGGAUUUAAAAAAGACAUCUGCCGAUUAUUCCGUUGAUGAAAUAAUAAAAAAAGUAUCGGAUUUGAAGACAUUAGAUGCGAAAAGGCAUUGCAUAGAUAUGUUACUCAGAAAAUAUGAAAUAUCUCCAAGAGAUUUAAUGACUUGUUUGAAUUUGUUAUGGAAUAGUUUCAAAAGUGAUCUCAAUCUUGAAGAAUUCGAACUCAAAAAUUACUUUGCUACUCUUGGCUUAGCAACUUUGUUUUACAGAUAUAUAAAUGGCGAUAGCGCCGAUGAUAUGCAAGACUUGACUGAUAAAAUACACAUUUUCCUGCAUUUUGACGAAGGUGAUGAAAUUGCCAUAGAAUCAAUUGAGAACGAAACUAAUGAGAAUGACCAAGCUCUAACAUUCGAACUUUUAGAAGACGACAAUUGUAUUCUAGAAAGGUUGCUUACUUUAGCACAAGAAAAUAAUUACAAGGAGCACCAAGUUAGAGUUACGUUUGCUGACAAUAAUACUAGCACUUACAAAGAAUUUGUUUCAUGCUUCAAGUUAGAUAAAAAUUCUCAUUACAUGUCGAUAUCAUUUGAUACAUCAAGUGAAAAAAUUAAUAACAUCGCGUGUUUUACGUUUAAAGCUGUAUUCAAAAUACAAGAGAGUCACUUGUUAAGUAAAUUCAUCAAAGAAUGUAAAGUGGACCCAAUGCAAAUAGUCAAACUAUUAAUAAUGCACAUAAUGAAUAUGCCACUAGAAGAAAUUAGUCUUGAGCUGAUUGAACAAUUUAUCGAAGUGGUGUAUUACAUCUGCAAUGCUUCAGAGGAAGCCACCAUAACUGCUUACAAUGAAAUUUCAACCUGGUGGCAAGGCAUUCGCGAUAUAUUGGUAGAGAUGCCAUGCCCAUUAAGAAGUAUGACGGUUGCAAUGGCUUGUAAAGCAGUAAGUAAAAUAUUUGAAACUAAAACUCAAGAGAAGGAUGAAGAAAUAUGGGAAUCGGUUACCAAGGAAAAUGCAAAAUGGGGCAUUCUCAUAGGAAAACUAGAGGACAUUUCCAUUCUCAGCAUAAUUCUAAUGUUUAAAGACCCUUUUAAAGGAAAAUCGCUGCCGAAGUUACAUGUGGCUGAAUUUGAUAUAAAUCUCAAAAAUAUAUACACGAGAGGUAAAGGGUCUGUUACAGAAUUAAUAGCCAAAUGGCUAUGUGGCAUGGGGGUUUUACCUGAAGCUAUUGUCGCUAAUGAAUUGAUGGAAAAAUAUGCUAGCUUAGGGUUAGAAUUGCCUAAUAGCAAUGAUGACAAUGAUUGUGAUUACCUAUAUAUUGAAAAUAACCGAUUAUACGUCGAUGAGAAUCCUAAAUUCUUUAAAUGGUUUUCGCUCUUACGACAACAGUUCCCAUUAAGCACAUCUGCUGAUUAUAUUAUAUCAAAUAUGUGUUGGGAAUAUUCCAUGGCAUGGCAGAAAUCUAUGCAAACUUUAGAAUAUCUUAACACUGUUCUUGAAUGUUUGAAAUGUAUAUCGAGUAUUCAUAUUAGAUUUGGCUUAUUCUCAAUAAUAUGGUCUACAUAUAUAAAACACAUGUUUGAAGUAAGUUGUCGUUUAGUGAAUAAAGUAGGCAGACUGCCAAAAGACCCAUUGUGUCUACAAGAUGUUGGUUUUGAUAAUACCACCAUGACAACUUUUCUGAAGACUAUAACAGCUUAUUUAGAAGACUUUCUGAACUGUUCAAACUCGCCAUUCAAUCAAGAAAAACAAGACAUUCAAUUUGAGAAAAUAUGGGGUGAAAGUCUCCCUUCAUUGGUGGAAGUAGCACAGAACACGAAUAAUGUUAACAAUGACAUAUUGAAUUUAAAUUAUCAAAUAUCGUGUACUGUUUAUUACAUAUGUCAUUUCAAUAUAAAAUUGACGAAACCUCUUGAAUCAUUAUACGACGUUGACUACCAGUAUGUAUUGGAGGCGUUAACUGGUAGCACUCACAAUAGACAGAUUAAUAUGAAGGCAUCUGAUAAGUUAAGAAACCCAAGAAUGAAAUUUAUAACUAAACUUAUCAGACACGCUGUCGAAUCCAUAACUACGACUGAUUGUGUCGGACCUUACCCAACAUACAAUAGUGAAGAGUGUACUGCUUGGAUACAGAGAAUCGAGCACCUAGCAGAGUUGUGGAGUAUCGACGAAGAUUUUAUAAUACGUCAACAGGUCAUAUCGUUAUAUCAUCUUGGAUAUGAUAUGUUGGCUGAAAAUAUUAUAAGUUUACUUAAGGAGCCUGAAAUUGUAUUACCAUCAAUAAUGGCUAUAACUACACAGAGGUUUAAAAGGAGUUUGGAACAUUCUAGUAAUCAGCCAGAGUGGAUUGUUACUAUGCCACCUCAGCUAUACAAACGUCUUCAAGGCACAGUUCUAGACACUUCAAUACCUGCUCAUCCUUCACUGGCAACUACAAAAAUAGUACUACAAAAAAUACUAGUCCAAAUCGAUAAAAAGACUACUAAAGACCCAGAGAACUAUCAAGAAAUAAAAAUGGCUGAAUUAUUUAUUGAAAGUUGCGAUGUACUGAUGAGGCGUAAGCUGUAAAUUGUUUUGUAGUUUAUUAUCGCUUCAUAUUAAAACUUGCCUCUCUAGAUUUUCUAUGAGUUAUCGUUAUUCUGCUGAUGUUGAAAUAAAUAUAUAAUAAAUUUUAAUAUUUUGUUUAAUCCA
Trichoplusia ni (cabbage looper) is the source of this 4333-nucleotide messenger RNA. It is a transcript of the gene Rab3-GAP, whose product is annotated as rab3 GTPase-activating protein regulatory subunit. The coding region runs from base 194 to 4210 and encodes 1338 amino acids. The transcript has 9 exons. Gene Ontology annotation, biological process: regulation of GTPase activity. Lineage: Eukaryota; Metazoa; Arthropoda; Insecta; Lepidoptera; Noctuidae. The record is from RefSeq and is a predicted model, not a curated record. Gene Ontology annotation, molecular function: protein binding.